AUGCCUUCGAGUGUCUUCUUCCCAAAGGCAGAUGCGACGAUUCUCUCGUCAAGGCGUCACUCCCCACCCACGCGCCCGCAUACCGUUGGGCCGAUUUUCGACCCAGAAAACAUCAAUAAGCCAAUAUGUCCCUGGUCUGAUGAGGUCGGAUCGACUCUGUAUCCCAGCCUUGGCCCCGACGCGCCCACGUCCGCCGUUUGCAACAAGCCGCCUGGCCUCGGGGUCGAGGAUCGAUAUCUGCGUGCCAUGCUGGCCCACAAUGAGAGACUAAGGUUGCCCAUGCUUUGGUACUACACUCGCGAUGUUCUCGAGGAGGAAGAGUUACUUUCCGGUCUUCAAGACAAGGUUCAUCUGGCUAAGGAGGCCACUGGAUGGGAGUUCGCGAUCAUCGGCAUCCUUGAUAUCGAUAUGUAUAUCCGCCUAGCCACGGUAGGCGUUCCGUUAGGCAUCCUGCCGAGGGGUGAAACAAUCUGCGCUCAUACGGUCACCCAACCUCCUGGUAGCGUAUUCCAUUUACCAGCACUCAUGGAAGAUUGGAGGUUUCGGACGUGUCCCUAUCUCGAACAAGGCGGGCUUUACGCAUACGCCGGUGUACCGCUGCGUCUGCAAUACGAAACCGGAGAGUGUGUUGGUAUUGGUUCACUCUGCGUUGCCUCGAGUAAAUGCGAAGAACCGCUCACAAAAGACCAGCAGCAAGCACUCGUCCGCCUGGGCGACUGUGUCGUCUCGGAUCUCAUUAACACAGUGCGGGCGAAGCGCCAACGUGAGCGGCGUCGUAUGGCUGACCUCCUCUCCGACGUACAGUUGGAAUUGGACAAGGUGGUUUCCGAGGAACCUAUUUAUCGAAUUCUCCGGAGCAUCUACCCUAAUGCCAUCAUCAAAUUGCAGCCGACAAAGGCGACCUAUGUCGAGCUGGAAGGACGCAAGCCUAUUUUGAUGUCAGACUUAAAAGAUGGCCUGUGGGAAGAUGCGGAGUACCUAGAUGCAUUGAUCACCGAUUCCAACCACGAGGCUCUUCCAACCACCCACAUUGUCCGCAUCCUUGCUGCUGCUUGCGAGAUUGUAUCGGGUUCAUCUUUGCUCAUGGUAGCCUCAAAGGACUUUCACUUCGUGUUUGAUGAUGUCGACUUGUGGUUUGUUGAGACAUGUGCUGGCUUGAUCUCCCAGAUGUGGCGCAAAAGACUCUUAUUUGAGGCGCUGAGUGCGAAGGAGAAGUUUCUUAGGGGAUUUUCCCAUCAACUUCGCACGCCGAUCCAUGGUAUUCUCGGUUCGGUGGACCUCCUAGCUGAAGAGCUUCAAUCCUGGUGCUCAGACGAGGAUUCUUUCCUAGCCACAGGAUCAGUUGAAAAGCCUCUUAAAAUGCGUUUAGACGAACAUUCCAAAUAUUUGAGCAUCAUAAAAAUGGGCGGCAGAGAUCUGGUUACAAUCAUCAAUAAUAUGAUUACAACCAAUCGGUGGGCGGAUAUUGCUACGAUGGAUCGCCACUAUGCCAUGCAUCCGGUUGAAAAGCUUGAGACGGAGCUGUGUACCGGCUUAAUCAACCUGACCGUGGGAGAUGCACGGUAUCGAGCGUCCGUUUUCUUCAGCCAUAAUCUGCCUCCUGCUUGCGAGAGUAUCUGGAUGGACAUCGAUGUGUUUCGAGACAGCAUUCUACCACUUAUUCUGAAUGCAGUUCAGCACACACCGGAUGGAAUUGUUUCAGUAACAUUAUCACUGAAUUUGGACUCGAGGCAGCUGACGGUGGAUGUCAGGGAUAAUGGUCAAGGCAUUCACCAAAAUGAUCAGCGGCGCAUAUUCGAACCAUACGAAAAAGUCGAUAUGCACUCAGCACGGGCAGGACUGGGACUCACUGUGGCGUCCAGGUUCGCAUCGCUCUUGCAGGGAUCAGUUGCUUUGAUGUCCUCGAAAGUUCGUCAAGGUUCUCACUUUAGAACAACCUUCCGAAGGGUUGAAUAUACCAGCUCCCCUAACGCGCCGCAAUCGCUAGCCUCAAAGUUUCAGAAUCUGUCUCGAACAUUCUUCAACUUGACAUCUGAUUUAGGUUCCAUGUCACUCUGUAGCCACUUCAUCACUUUCCUAACACGCAGUGGCUUUGCACCGUCGGCUUGCCUAGAAGGCUCCUUUGUCAUCCUUGAAGCUGUCCCGAAUGUAGAACAGCACCACCUACAGCUGUCCCAGAUCCCACCGGGAACUGUUGCGAUUUGUCUUCUUCCCGGUCUUGAGGCAGAUUUACCGCUUCAACGGACGGCUAGGAACGUUGUUUACACCAGCGGCCCUUUCUCUACCUUGUCUUUAGGCUCGGCACUCGAGCAAGCUGACCGCCUCUUGGCGAAUAUCAGAAGUUUGCAAUCCUGUGUAGCCUUGCCGAUGCUUCCAAAGGCAGCUCAAUCAACGGAACCAAGUGAAGUCGAGCCACACCAACUUUCGAUUGACGUUGCCAGCCCUAGAUCAGAAACUGCUUUAUCUUUGGGAUCCAAUCGGGAUGUCGCGCCCUCCGCAGACUUAACAGAACUCGUUCCAAGCUCUCGCCAGCCGAGUAGUUCUUCGCGACCCACAACAUUGAUUGUGGAUGACAACUCUAUCAACCUUCGCAUUAUGGAGAUGUAUUGCAAAAAAGAGGUUUGCCUUACUUGGCUGCAAAGAAUGGAGCCCCCCAUCGAGCUGAUCUUCAUGGACCUUCAAAUGCCAGUCUGCGACGGCAUCGAAGCCACCAGGCAAAUACGAAGUCUCGAGCAACAGAACAACUUGACAAAGGCCUUGAUACUGGUUAUGACUGGUCAAGACACCGCUGCGGAUAAAAUUGCCGCACAAGAGGCAGGCGGGGAUAAAUUUCUUGUCAAGCCGGUGGUAAUUGAGCAAUUGGAUCGAAUCGUGAAGCGAAGUUUCCCCUUUUUUGAGUCGGGUAAGAAACCAUAG
Messenger RNA from Penicillium coprophilum, 2916 nucleotides. RefSeq names its product hybrid sensor histidine kinase/response regulator. The transcript is spliced from 3 exons. NCBI's taxonomy places the organism in Eukaryota, Fungi, Ascomycota, Eurotiomycetes, Eurotiales, Aspergillaceae. Bases 1 to 2916 code for a protein of 971 amino acids. The record is from RefSeq and is a predicted model, not a curated record. Gene Ontology annotation, biological process: phosphorelay signal transduction system; protein autophosphorylation. Gene Ontology annotation, molecular function: phosphorelay sensor kinase activity; histidine phosphotransfer kinase activity.